Molecule: messenger RNA, 1585 nt
Organism: Lepisosteus oculatus (spotted gar)
Lineage: Eukaryota; Metazoa; Chordata; Actinopteri; Semionotiformes; Lepisosteidae
Gene: gpr160
Product: G protein-coupled receptor 160
Cellular component (GO): plasma membrane; signaling receptor complex
Source: RefSeq, a predicted model, not a curated record
AGAUGGUCGGUUGGGUAUGACGAGUGAAUGGCUUUCAAGCCCAUAACAUCGUUCCCCAAACCGGUUGGAUAGUGGGGCCAUCACACCGUGCGCCUUUCAACUCAGAGGAAACCUCACUCAACGAUUGUAAAAAUAAACUCAGUACAACUGGCUGCAAAAAACACAGCCCCAUCACUCGAAUCGUUACUUCUUCCACCUGAAAUUUUGUAACCCUCACAACAACAUCAACCCUUCUUUUACUUUUCAAUUUUCCGGGAGGUGAAACGCCCAGCAUCUAACCCGGAAAAAAAGGAUGCCGGGGCUGUUCGGUAGAUGGGUUUUGAAAAAGCAGAAGCGACGCUAUCACGUUUAUGCGGAUGUUUAAUGUCCAAGCUGUGUCCUGGCAUGUGUCCCGUGACCUUUGACCUGUGAUCUCCGGACUUCUUCAUGGCUGUCCUGCCGUGUCAGAACUGCUCAGGGGAGCCGCAGUGGCAGCAGGAGCGCACCGACACGAUGGUCAACCCCAUUUCGUCUUUGCUGCUGGUCCUGGGGGGGAAAAGUCUUCUGAACUGGGCUAUUGUGGGGCUGCAGAAACAGCACAUGAGCAGAAGCUUCCUGGGUUUCUUCUGCGUUUCCCUGACCGUGAUCGACACCCUGCUCUUUCUCUUGUUCUCUCUCAUUUACUGCUUGGAGGACUUCUGCUUCCUGGGAUUCCGUUUAACCAAGUAUCACAUUUGUCUCCUGGUGCAAAUCGCCUGCUACACCUAUGGCAUCCUGCACUGGCCCGUCUUCAUCCUCGCAGGACUGGACUACUACUGGACUCUGCCCCGCCCCGGUCAGACACACUGGGCCUGGAAACUAGCAUAUGGAGUGGCCGUCUUCGUUGUUUGGAUUUUGGCCCUACUGUACGUCUUUUGUUCUUCAGUCUUCUAUCCUGAGGUUGAUGACAGUUUCCACCUUCUGCUGUACGAGUGCUUCAUCUCCACCAGCACGCAGUGCUUCUCUCUCUCUUUGGGCCUCCUUUGUCUUUUAUGCUGCAUCCUGGUUUAUUGUCUGCCUGAAUUUGUCAUCUCCUACAAGACUGUAAAAUACAUGACCUGGACAGGACAACCCAUCUCAAAUUUACCUGAAACCAUGGCCCGUGGAGUUAGACAGUCUAAGAAGCAUGUUCUGGGCAAGUUGACUGUGUGUUUCCUCAGUACCUGGACCCCAUUUGUGUGCUUACAGGUUGUCAUUGUUUUGCUAGGUGCCGAGAUCCCUGCAUACUUGGACAUGAAUGUACCUUGGUUGUGCUUUUUGAACAGUUUCCUCAUCGGUGGGGUCUAUUGGUCCCAGUACCAGGUGUUUAAAGAUCAGAAGAGCCUGUCAUUUCCUGAUGGAUUCUGCAGCUGGAAUUCCAGCCCAUUUCCAAGAGACAGUGAGAUUGCUCCAGAUGCUGAACUGAGCACCUCUUUAAAAGCUGAGACUCCUUAAGGCAUCCUGUCUCCUCCUGACCUCUGUCUGAUGAGGCAUGCUCAGACAGAAAAAAACCCUUUUCUUUAAAAUGAUAAAAAGAAUUAUUACUAAGUUGGAUUCUGGUCAUUGAUUGAAACCAGAAAGAAGAAAA